CGCUAUGAUGAAACUGCCAUCAUAAAUAAAUUGAAAUUACAAUAAUACCUAAACGGAAUCAACCAGUGGAAACUUCCUUUAUCGACAGAUUCUUGAUUUCUCUCUCUCACUGUUUUUCUCAACUGUAAAAGCUAUUCGGAUAUUGGGAUCUCAAAAAUCAGAUUAGCUUACUCAGCUGUAUCAUUCAUCAUAAAAUGGCUAACAGAAAUCAAAUCCGGACUAACAACACUGCACUCAUUGCAAUGAUCGCAGAUGAGGAUACAGUAGUUGGAUUUCUGCUUGCUGGAGUUGGCAAUGUAGAUUUGAGGCGGAAGACAAAUUACCUCCUUGUAGACUCGAAAACAACUGUCAAACAAAUUGAAGAUGCUUUUAAGGAUUUCACGACAAGGGAGGAUAUCGCCAUAGUGAUGAUUAGUCAAUAUGUUGCGAAUAUGAUAAGGUUUGUGGUAGAUAGCUAUAACAAGCCAGUACCAGCAAUCCUGGAAAUUCCUUCGAAAGACCAUCCUUACGAUCCCUCACAGGAUUCAGUUCUUUCACGAGUGAAGCACCUCUUCUCAGCCGAGUCAGUGGCAUCUGGGAGGCGCUAGAUGUGAUGGUUUGUUAUGUUCUAUUUACCUCCCUCAACUUUGAUUGUGGAAGAAAUCGUAUUAUUUAUUACUUUUAAGUUGCUUCUCUUAAUCUAUUCCUUUGUCAAUAUUGUUAUUGCAAUUUGGGAGUAUAUUGUGGUCGAUGCGUAUGAAUAAAAGAUAGUAGGAAGAAGAGAGUGAGCUGCAACUACUAUGAUUUUAAGGCAAUGUCAUCAAUGUUUGUGA
Molecule: messenger RNA, 812 nt
Organism: Ricinus communis (castor bean)
Lineage: Eukaryota; Viridiplantae; Streptophyta; Magnoliopsida; Malpighiales; Euphorbiaceae
Product: V-type proton ATPase subunit F
Exons: 5
Coding region: 195-587 (130 amino acids)
Biological process (GO): proton transmembrane transport
Cellular component (GO): membrane; proton-transporting V-type ATPase, V1 domain
Molecular function (GO): proton-transporting ATPase activity, rotational mechanism
Source: RefSeq, a predicted model, not a curated record